AUGGUGACUGAAAAUAAGCACGACUGGGACGAAAGGUUACAAGAGGCAUUAUGGGUGUAUAAGACUACUCACCAAACGACAACAAAUACAACACCGUAUUCGCUAGUUUAUGGUGUACAGACGGUUGUUCCAAUUGAAACACAAGUCGUGUCACUCAGAGUAGCUGUGCAUCAGUCAAUUAUAGAUGAUGAAUUGAAAGAAUUAGACUUACUCGACGAGAAGCGUUUGACAGCCCAGCAGCGGUUACAGUCAUAUCAAAACAAUGUCAGCAACGGCGAAAUACCAAUUACUGAUUCACCAAUUUUGGCAGUGGAACGAACUAUAUAG
This is a messenger RNA of Magnolia sinica, 327 nucleotides long. RefSeq lists its product as uncharacterized. Bases 1 to 327 code for a protein of 108 amino acids. The transcript has 2 exons. Lineage: Eukaryota; Viridiplantae; Streptophyta; Magnoliopsida; Magnoliales; Magnoliaceae. Gene Ontology annotation, molecular function: nucleic acid binding. The record is from RefSeq and is a predicted model, not a curated record.